Molecule: messenger RNA, 1320 nt
Organism: Guillardia theta CCMP2712
Lineage: Eukaryota; Cryptophyceae; Pyrenomonadales; Geminigeraceae
Exons: 12
Coding region: 1-1320 (439 amino acids)
Molecular function (GO): chloride channel activity
Source: RefSeq, a predicted model, not a curated record
AUGGCCCACAGGGCAAGGCUCCCCCUCCAGAGCAACACGAUCUCUGCCCACAAGAGCCAGCACGGGGUUCUUGGCAGCACCAUGCUCCUCAACAACAACAAGAAGUCCAGCUCCCUCGCCCUCAAGGCAGCCACGGUCCCUCCUCCUGCUGAUUGGCAGGCGUGGCAGUCCAAGAAGAUCACGUACGAGUACACGACCUUGGCGCCUCGCUACGCGUCGGAGGAUUGGUUGUACAACUUGCUUUCUAUCUUCUCCUCCGCCAUGUUCUGGCGCGUCUCGUCCCAUCUGUUCGCCAACACUCUGUUUGCGGUUGCCAUCUGGUGCGCCUACCUCCUCAUGCCCUCCCUCCAAGCUGUGUGUGCGGGCUUCAGCACCGUCCCUCACUCCCUCACCGGAGGCGCCUUGGGCCUCCUCCUUGUGUUCCGUACCAACACCGCCUACGAGCGCUUCUUGGAUGUAAAGCAUGAGGCUCGCAAGCUCUGGGGAAGCAUGGUGAACCGUAUCCGUGAGUUCACUCGUGUCAUCCAUGGAAACUUCAGGGGACUUGACAGGGAGCACUUGCUUUCACUCCUUGCCUGCUUCCCUUCGAUCCUCCUCCAGCACUUGCAGUCCCUGGAGCCCGUCUACCGUCCUACCCUCUUCUCGGACAAGCAGUUGACUGCCAUGAAGGGUCUCCUCGGCGACUCGGACCUCAAGCUCCUGUGGGCUUCCCGCAACCGCCCCUUCACCAUCAUCAAGAUGAUGGGAGCCAUCAUUCAGAAGUUCUACACCGACGUCGAGGCUCAGUCCAAGAAGUUUGGAGGUGGACAGAGAGGCGAGAACUUCACCCAGUUCGAGAGCAUGGUCGUCCAGGCCGCGCUCAUUAGUGAGCGUUCGCAUGCGGAGGAGUGCUUGACCGAGUUCUCCAACGUCAUGGGAGCCUGCGAGCGUAUCGUCAAGUCGUCCGUCCCAACCUCCUAUUCGCGUCACACCAGCCGUUUCUUGAGCAUCUGGUGCUUCACCCUUCCCCUGGUCCUCGUCCACAGCCUUCAGUGGAGGAUGAUUCCCUGCGUCUUCAUCAUGUGCUGGAUGCUCUUCGUGAUCGAGGAGGUUGGCCACGUUAUCGAGGAUCCCUUCAACAUCCACUUGAGUGUACCGGGAUCAGGCAGGGAGGACGAGCUCAGAAUUGAGGCUUCUCUCAGUGUUCUUCGUGGUGACGUCUUGGAGCGUAUCCCAGCCACUGCCCCUCACCUUCUCGAGAACCAGGGCAACUUCAUCACCGACGAGGAUUACAAGCCUUCCGAGUUCCACUACGAAUGGAUGUCUACCGCAAAGAAGUAG